Schistocerca americana (American grasshopper) is the source of this 3262-nucleotide messenger RNA. RefSeq lists its product as uncharacterized. Lineage: Eukaryota; Metazoa; Arthropoda; Insecta; Orthoptera; Acrididae. The record is from RefSeq and is a predicted model, not a curated record. The coding region runs from base 127 to 1044 and encodes 305 amino acids. The transcript is spliced from 8 exons.
UCGCCAGUCCGCGAGCGACCGCCGCCUGCGCAGCCCGUGCGUGGAAGCCUCGGCGAUGAAGAGUCUGUGGCCCGGGGUCGAUUCCAGACCCAGGUGUUCCAGCAGUCGGUUACUCUGACAGCGAAGAUGUGGCCUGAUGACAGCGGCACAGUGCCUCCGAGUUCUGCGGGUGGCUGGAAGUGGGGCAGCUGGCGCAUUCCGAGUGAGUACCUGCCGCUGCUGGUGGGGGCGGUGUGCGGCGGUGCGCUCCUCCUGCUCGUCCUCAUCGCCCUCAUUGUCUGGCGCUGCUGUGUUAUGCCACGACGAGACAAGGCCUAUUGUGCAAGAGAAGAGAUGGCAGCAAGACAAAGAAGUGGUGUACCUGUUAUGCCAAGCCACUCUGCUGUGUACGCAGCCCCAAAAAGUGGGCAGUGGGCAUACAGCAGCCGUCUGGUAGUACCUGCAAACCCUGCUGCAGCAGCAGCAGUGGCUCCUAUUGUCACUGGCUCCCACUGGUUCUACAACAGCAGGGUGCUCAGUCCUAACAACCUUGAACGACUAGACCCCUGUCCCUUGCCAAGAUCUGUCAGCUGUAUGCAGGACCAAAACCAAGUCCCUCAGAGUUGUGCAGACAAGAGGCGCAGACCAAUAAGCCAACCAAUCAGGUUUGGUCCUUGUGAUGUUGCAACUGGUGGAGAACCGAGGGGAAACCAUUUGCCAGAAAUUUCAGAGUUCAAUGCACACAGUAGCCAAUAUGCCUCGAGCAGCAUUCUGGAUGAGGUUGGCACACGUGGGGGUGAUCCACCCCCUGGCCCUACUGUGCUCAAGACGAGGAGCCUCCCCGCCUGGGUCAGGUCGAGAUCUCGGCCUCUCUCCACAGAAGAUAAUCUUGCUGAGCUUUACGCUAAGGUGAACUUCAGCAAGAAGAGAAAAAACAGAAUGAGAAAUGAUGAGGCUGCCAUCAUUGCUCUCAGUAAAUCAAGGAGUCAGUAUUUACACAAAGACACAGAUUCUUUGGUUGAUAAUGAAGCAGUAAUAGUGUAUGAUGAACGGACUGCUCUGUGAGAAGAUAAUGUUUUCCUUCAUUCUCUUAUCCUUCACUCUCCAGCUGAAGCAGUGGAACUUUUGUGCAAAAAGUCUCAGUGACAAAUGAUUGUACACAAAAUGUCUGAGAAUGUUUGCAUUGUUAUGCCAGUGAUGAUAAAACUUAAUUUUUGUUCUGGAAGUUUGAUAACAGCUCUGAUGAAAGCAGAGACAGGAACAUAAGAAAGGCUUUUGGAAGUUCUUUUGAGAGAACAUGCAAAAGUCUCAGAGGCCAUUUUCUGAAUGUUUGAAAAGAGUGAGGAGAUACGUUAUUUUCUGAGUAUAAAUUUCAUUAAAACUAUCUUUGUUAGACAGUUCCACCGAUAGUGUAGAGUUUUUCUCUAAUGAUGUGACUUUUGAGCUAUUACUACAAAGAUGAUAACAAAAUACCAUAUAAAAGCCAUCUGUAUUUCAGGUAAUUUCUGUUGCUUUCACUAUUUGACAGAAGACCACAGCAACAAACUAUGUAAUAAAUAUGCUGGAACUAAGCUUUUACAAAAGUUCUGAGAUGAUUGUGUAAUCAUCAGCAUACUUAGUUAUUGUAAUGUAAGUUUCCCUCUACUAAGCUGGGGCAGUUUAGAGAAAUAACAUUCAAAACUCAAGUGACUGCUUUGUUUCAAAACUUCCCUUGUGUAGCUCCCCAUAAAUAAAGUUUACAUUCUGAGGAGUGAGUAUCCAGUGUUAAUAGUCAAGGCAGCAUAAGAUGAUCCCUGACAGCUAAGAGUGCUUUCAACUGCUAGGUGCAGAUGGCUGCAGGUGAAAACAAUAGCCACCAAUAGAGCUGUGACAACAGUGAGGCAUUGCCACAGAGACAUUUACAAAACCGUGUUGUGUGAUUGGUUGAAGUGGAUGUGCAAAGCAGUUGUGCCCAGCCUCCUGUAACUAUCAUGGAUCACCUUACCCUGACUCUAUUAUACUAAUAUUGAAAAUAUGAAGUAUUUUUCAUUCUCGACAAAUUAUGUCGUAGAAAUAUGAAAAAAAGUCAUCUGCUUUAAGUGGCAUAAUUGUUUUGUGGAAUAAACUAUUAUGUUGUAAAUCACAGUCAACAAUAUUUUUAAUGAACAGUAUGAGUUAGCAAGACAAUCAAAGCUAGUGCUAUGAUGUACUCUGUAAAUAAUAGAAAACAUCUUUGCAAUACAUAUCACCAUAUUUUUCAAAAUUAUCAUCUUGUUCAUCUUGGAUAGCAGCUAAAAACAGUCACUCAUAGAGGGCAACCCCACAUAUCAAUGGACUGUCAAUAAUAACACCCAGACUGUGAUAUCAUAAGUUUGCUAAAGUAACCAUUUGUGUCAAUUCUUGGUAAAUAUGUAAAAGAAAAAAGAUUAAAAAGUGUGAAUUGUGAGUAUGCAACUGAAUGAUGAGCUUGAAUCAACAAUAGUAAUGUAUUUAUCAUCCUAAUUUCUAGUCAUGCUCAGUAGAAGCAGAUUGUGUAAAUAAAGUUAGAAUGGAAUAGCACAAAUUCUUAUCCUUUGUCUGAAUUAUAAUGCUUUACAUAAAGCAUUUGUCUGAACUUUAUAUUUGAUCAAUUACAAAGUGAGAUUUUUUUCUAUCUUCGGUCCAAAGUGAUGAUAGUGAUUACUGGACAAUUUUGAACAGUGUAAACAUUUGUAAAUAUGCUGUCUUUGCACAUUCUUUCACUGGAAAGCAAUAUGACUGAUAACUGGCAGGAACAUUGUAUCUGCUAUCUGCACUUACUGACAUUUGGUUUCUGAAUGAUUUUUCUCAGAGUAAUAAAGGAGAUUUUUAAUUAGAUACAAAUGUUUCUCUUUUUGGAAUUUUUAUCUCUUGAUGACAGAAUACAUGCAGGAAUUGUGUUUACCAGAUGUCUUUAAGUAUAAAAGUAUUUGAUAGUAGGACAAUAAGACUAUGAUGUGUAUUUUAAGUAGAUCAAUAAGCAGGAUAUAAUAUAUAGCUAAUAGUUGAAAUUACAAUGUAAUGGGCCUAUUAACUGUGAUUGAGACACAGAAAGUACAAGAUCCUGUAUCAAUUCUGAGGUAAAAGUCACUUUUUUGUACUAAUUCUAGUUGCAGAACUUUGAUAAUAUAAAUAAAAUUGUCUGGCUUCCAAAACAGACACAUUCAGGUAUUCCUGUCAGGACUGAUGAUGGAACAUAAAAUAUUUGCAAUAAAAGUUAUAUAUAUAUUUCAAUAUGUAAUUGCUGUAAUUGGUCAUUGGAGCAAAUAAUGAUCUCACAAAACUA